Messenger RNA from Racocetra fulgida, 793 nucleotides. The record is from the annotation of a GenBank genome assembly. NCBI's taxonomy places the organism in Eukaryota, Fungi, Glomeromycota, Glomeromycetes, Diversisporales, Gigasporaceae.
AUGUCGGCACAACUUUAUCAGACCCUUGGUGAAGAUCUAUUGACCUCUUUCAGCGAAAAGAGAUACACGGACAUUACGAUAACGACCGAACAAGGAACGCCUAACGCGAGAACGUUCCGGUCGCACAGAUUUAUUCUUUACUCUCGUUCCCAAUAUUUUCGGGAACUCUUGUCCGAUGGUAAUGAUAACGAGAAUAUUGAGCUCCCAGACAUUUCAGGCCAUAGAUCUGGAUCGGAAGUCCUGGACUUAUUACUUGGAGCUGAAAAACUUUCCCUUGAUCUCGUUAACAGCAUACAAUCUUUCAUUAUUGAGCAGCAUGGUAACUGGUUAAACGAGCAUUUCGCUCAUAUUUAUCAUGUGAGUAAUAAAUAUGACACCUUUGAACAACUACGUGCGUUCUGCGCUCAUACCGUCAAAAACUCCCCUGAGGUAGUUUUCUUGGCUGCCGACUUUACGAGUCUUCCUGAAAAAUUAUUACGCGAAAUUCUUAUUCGGGACGAUAUAAAAAUAGACGAAGUUGAACUUUGGAACUAUUUGUUAAAAUGGGGUCUUGAUAAAAACCCUUCAAUGAAAUCUGAUCCAUCAUUAUGGAGUCUUGACGAUGUCGAAUCAUUGGCAAAAACACUUAAGGAUUGUCUACCUUUAGUUCGGUUCUUUCAAUUUUCUGCAAAAAAUUAUCGUACUCAUUUGCUACCAUAUAGAAAACUUUUGAAAAUUUCGCAAGCAAAGGUUUACGUUGAUUUGAAAAAUUAUUUUUAUAUGGAUAGUGUUCGACCUACUUAUAAAAUUUUGG